UGAACCAGGGCUGCUUACUAAAGACCGAGAGGAGCUUUUGACACUUUCAAAAUGGCUCCAGGGAUUUCCAGUUGUCAUUAUCCAGAAGGUCCUCCUUCCAUCUCCUUCUCUGGAUCUGGAUUCCUGUCCACCUACCAGUUAGGGGUCUCCCAGUGCUUUCAUAACUAUGCACCCUGGAUCCUUCGUACAGCACCUUGUGUCUUAGGAGCCUCGGCUGGCUCUCUAGUAGCUGCUGCUGUUGUCUGUGAAAUGAACCCAGUUACUAUUCGGGAAGAAGUGCUGACCUUUGCCAAACAGAUGAAGUCUUUUACACUUGGACCACUGAACCCCUCAAUCAAUGUUUUAAAAUGGUUAGAGGGUGUUUUGAACAAAUAUCUCACUUCUGAUGCGCACAUACUGGCCAAUGGGCGUCUCGCUGUGGCCAUGACCCGUCUGACUGAUGGCAAACUCAUCAUCAUUUCGGAGUUCCAUUCCAAAGAGGAUGUGGUUCAGGCUUUGCUCUGCAGCUGCUUUGUGCCCGGAUACUGUGGUCUGCUGCCUCCGUCCUACAAAGGAGUACAUUACGUGGAUGGCGGUUUCAGGAGCAUGCAGCCCAUUUUGCCUGUAACCUACAACUCAAUCUUGACGGUGUGUCCAUUCUCUGGAGAUGUGGACAUCUGUCCCUCGGAUUCUCCGUCCAUGUGGGACAUGGUCGUGAGUGGAACCACCUUGAAGGGAAACAUGGCGAACAGCUUCAGGAUUUUCAAUGCUCUGUAUCCCAUGGCUUUAGAGACUCUGGAUGAAGCUUUUCACAGCGGUUACAGAGAUGCAUUCAACUACCUUCUCAACAACAAUCUUGCCAAUCAUUCGAUUUCAAACACAGUUUCGCAAAAUGGGCCACUUUACUACAACCAAGAUGAAAAGGGGGACGACCAGAAGGACCGGGAUGACAACAUGGAGCAAGACCAGGAGGUGAAGGAGGAAAAAGAGACCAUUACACUGACCACUUAUACAGACACUGGACUUACAAAUGGCAGCCCUACUGAGCCUGAAUCAACCCAAAAUCAGCCAAUUAAAAAACCUGCUGAACGUUAUGAUAUUUUGAAGCACGUUGUGCUGAGCAACAUGGUGACCUAUCUGAGCAUGUUUGGACUUCCUGCGAGAAUCUUAUCCCACCUGCUCCUACCUUUCAUGGUUUUAUUUUAUGCCAUACUCCAGAGCAGAACGAGGUUGGAGCUGUUGUUCAGACAGGCGCCUGAGUUUUUGUACUGGCUCUGGCAUGCUCUGAGACACUUUACAAUCUUCUUCUAUGAAAUAGUUGUUGAUACGCUCAAGAAGAACAUACAAGACCGGAUAAUGCCAACCAUCCUAUUGUUUCGGUGGCUGAAAAAUCAAGCAGGUUGUGAGGAACGAUCAGGAAAGAACCAUGCUACGCCUGACUAAUGGUUUCCCUCUUCUGCAUCCUCUUCUCCAUUCAGAAGGUGACAAGCAUGGGACUUUACUUUGACAGUUCAUCAUGUCUUCACUGGAAUACAAGAAUACAGAGUAUGUACAGAGAGCCUCUAAACUUUGGAAAACAAAAAGAUAUGUAACCAGUGUGGGCUUUGUUCAGCUGUUCACAUAACAGCAAUGAAAAGUUGAAGACAGUGGCUUUAAAAAAAAAUCUUGUUUGGUUAAUAUGUAUAUCUUUUGAAUUCUUCAUUGUAAACCUGUAUCAGAGUGCAGGGCUAAGUUGCAACAGGAAUCGCUUCAGGGUGUCAGAUCAGAGCGGUGUUUCGAUGUUUGGCUGAAAGUGUGGAAAAAAUUGGAUCUUUAUCUAGGUUUAAGGUUAAAGGUCACAUAUUAUGCAUAAUACACUUUACUAUGUUGUUCUAACAUUAAUAUGUGUUCAUAGUCUGUCAACCCCCCCCCCCC
This is a messenger RNA of Labrus mixtus (cuckoo wrasse), 1893 nucleotides long. It is a transcript of the gene pnpla1, whose product is annotated as patatin-like phospholipase domain containing 1. The transcript has 9 exons. The coding region runs from base 52 to 1422 and encodes 456 amino acids. Gene Ontology annotation, cellular component: lipid droplet; cytoplasm; membrane. NCBI's taxonomy places the organism in Eukaryota, Metazoa, Chordata, Actinopteri, Labriformes, Labridae. The record is from RefSeq and is a predicted model, not a curated record. Gene Ontology annotation, biological process: triglyceride catabolic process; lipid homeostasis. Gene Ontology annotation, molecular function: triacylglycerol lipase activity.